This is a messenger RNA of Conger conger (European conger), 2634 nucleotides long. It is a transcript of the gene akirin1, whose product is annotated as akirin 1. The record is from RefSeq and is a predicted model, not a curated record. The transcript has 5 exons. Gene Ontology annotation, biological process: myoblast migration involved in skeletal muscle regeneration; negative regulation of skeletal muscle satellite cell proliferation; positive regulation of myoblast differentiation. Gene Ontology annotation, molecular function: transcription coregulator activity. NCBI's taxonomy places the organism in Eukaryota, Metazoa, Chordata, Actinopteri, Anguilliformes, Congridae. Gene Ontology annotation, cellular component: nucleus; chromatin. Bases 181 to 750 code for a protein of 189 amino acids.
CAGUCGGCACACAAACCCGGCUAGACGCCAUUGUAAAAUAGUAAAGGGUGGUGGAGAAAGGGGAAAUAGUUGGAUUGUGAAUUGAUUCAUUUUAAACAUUGGUUCUAUAGUUUGUGGUUACGUUAUCUAUUUUACAAAAACUAUUUCUCCUCCGUGCAUUAUCGCUUAAGCUAUCCGAUCAUGGCGUGUGGAGCCACGUUAAAGCGUUCGAUGGAGUUUGAGGCCCUCCUUAGUCCACAGUCCCCAAAGCGGCGGAGGUGCAACCCGCUGCCAGGGACCCCUGGCACUCCGUCCCCUCAAAGAUGCAACCUCCGGCCGCCAACAGACAGCCCUUCACACUCGAUGUCACCUCAGUCGAUGGGAGGGGAACACAGGCUCACUCCAGAGCAGAUCUUCCAGAACAUCAAGCAGGAGUACAGCCGUUACCAGCGGCGACGGCAGCUGGAGGGAGCCUUCAACCAGAGCGAGGGGUGUGGCCCCAGUGACGGACAGAGCCAUAGCCCCGCCCUCCCUGCUCCCAGCUCUCCAGGCUCCUCUUCCUCAGUGAAGAAGGACCAGCCCUCGUUCACCCUGCGGCAGGUGAGCUACCUGUGUGAGCGCCUUCUCAAAGACCACGAAGAGAAGAUCCGCCAGGACUACGAACAGAUCCUCAACACGAAGCUCGCAGAACAGUAUGAAUCCUUUGUGAAAUUCACACAAGAUCAGAUCAUGCGAAGAUACGGAGCCAGGCCAGCCAGCUAUGUCUCUUGAAGAACUCGAUCAGCAGGUACCAGCCCUCCACUCUACAAGAUGGCUGCCGUAGCCCCUCCCACCCCCCAACACUUCAUUUUUGGUUGAAAUUUUUAAUUUUAAUUAUUUUUUUUGCACACUGUUUUUGGUGCCAUGAUUUCUCCUGAUUUGAAUCCCCCUGAUGAUCGCUCCAUUGCUGCUGGCUCAUCACUGCGAUUAAACCACAGAAAAAAAAAAAAGAAAGAUGUAAAAAGUCUUGUUGAUGUGCGCGCCCUCUUUGGUAAACAGCUGCAGCUGGUCUAUGUCCCAAUCCCCCGCCCCCCCCCCCCCCCCCCAGUGCUGCAGAACACCUGGCUACUGUGACUGUUCUGUACCCCCCCUCAAGAACCCCCCCCCCCCCCCAAAAAAAAAAAAACCGAACGUGGAAUUCUUCCUUCCCUUUUUUUGAGAAUAAAAGUUCUGUGACAAGUCACUUUUUUUUUUUUUGAUAUGUACAUAUUUUCUUCAGAUCGUGUAUCAGUGCACUACAUACAGUUAAUUGUACAGUUCUCCUGUAUUUCUUUUUUCUUUUAUAUAAAUCCCAUCUUGUGUUUUAGCUCUGAUAUUGGUCAGGAAGAGCAGUGGUGUCAUCAGUGACCACUCGUGAUUUGCAUGAUCGGGUCCUAGUUUCCUGAACGGAACGAAAAUCAAAAUCUUUACAUUUUCGUUUUAAUUGAAGGGGUUUUGCCCCCAUCUCGUUUGAAUUUAUUUUUAUUACUCUUGACACCACGGAACCACUUGGGAUACAAGCGUGGUCACAAAUGUAUUUAUUUUAUUCUCUCUCUAACACACACACACACACACACACACACACACACACACACACCAUUUUACAGGGUCCUUGCAAGCAAGCAGGAAAUCGGUGUAAAAAGGUCAACAGAAGAUAUGUUCUUUAUAAACAUGCAUGUGUGUCUUUAUCAAGCCCCUUUUGAGACCGGCAGGAAUACCAAAAAUGUGUGAAACGGGCCUGUGUGGGAGGUGUCCUUAUUCAGCGGCGUGUGUCACUUGGGUUUGUAGUCCUCAUUGGAUGUGGCCCGAUUCCACACCAAGGCCGUUUAAACAGUGUAAAACGACAUUGCCACACCACCGCACAUGCCACUGUAAAGCUGUUUAUACAUUUUACUUUUAUUUUUAUUUUUUUCCUUUCCCCUCUUCCUUUAUUUUCAAAGUAUUUCAGGGAACUGAGCAAUGAAUGCCAAUGAGAGACUGUAAGCUGAACUGUUGAGAGGGAGAAGUAACAAAAUCGAUGAUGACCCGUUUGGAUUUUCUCUGUACGCGCGUGUGUGCUUUUCUUGAAUGUCCUUCAAAUUUCACCUUUUGGAAUGUAUUGAGACUCUCCCCCUCCCCCACCUUUUUUUUCUUCUCAGAGUCAGUUAAACUCGUCAUGUAACUUGCUUUCACCAAUACAGUCUUCACACACAAACAUAUACACACUUCUUCCCAGCGUUGACCAUACCGAGUGUAAACGAGUCAACCUGAAACGGGAGUAUCACUUUUUUUUUCCCCCUACAGGUUACCAGGUUAAAAAUAGUUUUUAUAAGGAUCACAAAGGCAUUGUUAUACUUUAUGCAUUUCUCUUUUAAUAUAUAAUUUUUUGUUUUGUUUGCGAGCACCCAAUUACUUACUUACUCGUGUCUGACGAUGCCAGUGGGCGCGUUCCGGCUUUAGGAGGCUGCUGUCGCGUUUUCAUGCGAUUUUCUCGGAUGAAAAUUGAUUUUUAAGCCUACAGAAUGGGUUCUGAAGGGACACCUUAUAGUUUUUUCCUUAUUUUUUUUUUCCAGAUUUGUACAGUUUUCCCCCUUCAUUUUGUUCAUUGUGUAGUGUUAAUGGGUUUAGUUGAAUGAAUAAAUACAUUGGAGAAAAGUG